GAAACAAGUAGAAAGUAUGGACUGCAUAUAAACACCAGCAAAACGAUCCUAAUGAUCAUCAGCAUGGAAAACAUAACUGGAGCAAAUCUGUAUGCGAACCAAAUGAGAAUUGAACUUGUCUCACAAUACAACUACUUGGAAACUAUAUUCAAUGAGUCGUGGGAUAAUACCCAAGAGAUUAAAUGUCGCAUUGGAAAGACAAAAAGUGCAUUCUUGACUAUGUGCUCUGUGUUCAAGAGCCGUGUCCUCAGUACUUCUGUAUGGAGUAGAAACGUAGACGUUAAAGGCGCAAACUCUAUCAAAACUUCUGGCUGUUGA
This is a messenger RNA of Diabrotica balteata, 318 nucleotides long. The record is from the annotation of a GenBank genome assembly. Lineage: Eukaryota; Metazoa; Arthropoda; Insecta; Coleoptera; Chrysomelidae.